CUCCGUCUCUUCGCAGACGACGCCUCCUGCUUCCGGAGUCCACGCAGAAGAAACGCCAGUAUGCCUCCAGAACCGUCUUACAGCAAAACUACCGUUAUUUUGUGCUUCGUCAUCGUUCUCCUCUACAUACUCGGCGUUAUUGUCAACGUGGUUGUGUACCUCCGCUUCAGCUGCGACAUUGCUGAGUUGCAGACGCGCUGUGAUGGGAUAUACUUGAAACAGCACUUCUUGCACGAAUUCCUCGCAGUCGCAGCAGACGUUGAACGCGGUGGACGCGUUUACGGCCGGAGCAAGCGUGAUGAGAAACCUGUGCAAGGAUUUGGAUACACGAAGACCUCCGAGACCCCAGUGCCGAAUGUGGAAUUUUUUCCUAGACAGGACAUGACGGAUGCUGCUGGGAAUACCAUGCUGGUCAGUUCGUACGCGAGGAUUCCGGUUCCAGUACUGGAAGAGUUCUGUACAACGGCAAAGGAGUACUGCGGCCCCAAUGACAAAGGGGAGUCAGGCAUCCCGGGAAUACCAGGGAUGCCUGGCUUGAAGGGUGACAUGGGGCUUCCAGGGUUUCCAGGACCAGUAGGUCCACCUGGGCUGAAAGGCAAUGAAGGUAGACCAGGGCAAAGAGGAGAGAAAGGUGAUCGAGGAGAACAAGGUCCAACUGGGCUAGAUGGCAGGGACGGCAUUCCCGGUCAGCCCGGCUUGGAUGGCAUACCUGGACCACAGGGCGCCGAUGGCCAGCGGGGAAUGCCUGGCAGAGACGGAGAAGAUGGUAUCCCCGGCAAGGAUGGCAAAGAUGGGCGGAAUGGUGUCGAUGGCUUGCAAGGUCCUCAGGGUCCUCCCGGUCUCAAAGGUGUUCCUGGAGUCGCUGGGGCCCGAGGAAAGCGAGGCUUUCCAGGACUCCCUGGAACCCCAGGAGCUCCUGGCAUUGCCGCAUGGAGGCUCAAUGGAACCACAAUCUUCGACACGACGGAAAUCCUUGUUCCUCCCAGUAUAGUCGACACCGUCCCUACACAGACUGUUGUCGUAAAAGAAGGUGAGAAUAUACGUCUUCGCUGCUCAGCGACGGGACAGCCUUUGCCCCUGGUCACCUGGAGAAGGGAAGAUGGACGCGCUAUCUACGGUACUCAGUGGCACCAGUCGUCAGUCGAAGACCGCCAGCUGAACAUCAGCCACGUAACACGUGAAGAAAUGGGAACGUACGUGUGCAUCGCUUCCAACGGUGUCCCUCCCACAGCGAGCAAGCGGGUAUACCUCGAAGUUACAUUCGCACCUUUCAUUCGUAUCCGACAAUGGUCCGUGGGAACCGUCAACGGAAGCUACGCUGUGCUCGAAUGCAUCGUCGAAUCUUUCCCGCCUGCCGUCAACACUUGGACUACUGGAGCUGGGCGCUUCGUUGAACCCGGGUCGAAGUACCAUUUGAAGGAAGUGGACAGCGGGUACACGACGACCAUGACACUUAACAUAAGUAACGUCGCUACGGAGGACUAUGGCCUCUACAAGUGCGUUAGUAAGAACGCCUUCGGCCAGGCGAUAGGAGUCCUCACAGUGUUCGCGCAAGAUCAAACACCAGUCGACGAGGUGGAUCAUACGGGAGAACGAACUACAGGACAAGCACCACUCGUAAAGCAGAACGCCACUGAUUGCAAGCCUUGCCCCGAGUGUCCAAGUCGGACCAAGACCUGCACCCAUGGUUCACUGACGGACAUCGUGAACAUCCAGAACGUCGACAGCUCCGUUAAUCGCACCAACUGGUUGUCACGAAGAUCCCGCGAUCAAGAGUGCCUGGUGACCCGAAGACUGAUUCAACGAAUCGGCAAACCCGUCCUCUACCGCGGUCAGUCUCCACCAACGUGGCUGAACUGGAUGAGACCCAGCGAACCUUACGAAGCCAGAACCUUCUACGUGUCCAGCGGGGAGGACAAGGCCACUCUCCUGGAGUUCACUUCCAAGGCCUCACUCCGCAAUGGGAGUAUAUCUCGGAGGCUGCGGUUGCCCACAACGUUCAGCGGGAACGGCCACCUGGUCUUCAACGACUCCGUCUACUACCACAAGAACGGGACAAACGCCAUUGUCAGGGUGCCGCUCGGGCGCGGAAGAGAUGAGCUCAAGGUCGCCGCUCAACUCGGCAUUGAAGACAUGACCUUUUGGAACGAAAGCUACCUCUUCUCUGCCCAGAAGAAUUACGCCAACAUUCUGGCCGACGAAAACGGCCUGUGGGUGGUGUACUCCAGCCGCAACUCUAACAAUACAAUGAUCAUGAAGGUUCACGAGCAGAGCCUUCGACCCGAGUACAUCUGGAACUUGACUGUAGAUCACCGUACGAUCGGCAACGUAUUCGUCGUUUGCGGCGUCCUGUACGGAAUCAACAGCAUGACUGACCACCGCACGGAGGUCGGCUUUGCUUACGACCUUUACACCGAGUCCCUCCUGGACUUUGUCCGCUUGAACUUCAGCAACCCUUUUGGACGGACAGAGUUUGUUUCCUAUAACCCCGGUGAUGCAUCCAUCUAUACCACAGACGAGAGCCAUCAGCUCCUGUAUCCGCUUCUCUUCAACGCCAGUGCAGAAGGAACUCCCACGAGCAACGAACUUCCCAUGGGACUCUCCCAGUGACGCCCCGUAUGAUAGUUCUUAGUCGGUUCGCUACUUAAAGGGACUAUGAAAUUUCCCGAACCCCCAUACUUUUUUUCGAUGGAAACUGUUCUUCACGCAGAGAAACUAAUAUGCCACAAAUUUUUCCGGACGAAAUCGCUCCACUCUGCGAGGAGCGCGCGCUGGAAAUGUCUCUUCCGCGUUCCUCCUCUCCCGCGCAUAUUUCCCUGCCGAUGGUGUAACUGUACGGACCGCACUUCGGUUCCCCCUUACGUCACCGGUGUUGCACAAUGGCAAGUAAUGCCGCGAGCUCGCGCUGUGGCUGCCGCCACUGCCGAAAUCUGCCGAUCGCGCGAAAGCUGCUGUCAUGGAGAUUUCCACUCCCGAUGAACGCAUACGCGGGAUCCUACGGCGCAUGCUCCUGGCGGGAUUCCUCAGCUCGGCAACACGUCACGAUGACGUGUUGCUGAGCCGGCCGUGGUCGCGUCAAGUUACCCGUUGUGUCUCCGCUCGGCAGCUCGUCACGGCGCGGCGCCAGCUGUCCUCCCUUCGCCGCUCCGUUUAAAUUCGCUCCCGAGAAAUCCGCUCGCGCUACGAAAGUAAAAUUUCGGUUCUAGACUCAGAAAAAUGCCUUCUUUCGAACUAAAUGAAGAAAAAAAUCGUUUCAUAGUCCCUUUAAGGUUACGCUCACGACUGACGGCGCAGAUAAAGAGCGCACUUGAUUGGUGCCUGUGUCCCCACGAUGCACCCGCAGGCGAACACUGUUUGCGGAAAUCAAUAGCAAAGGACUCAGAUCUGUGAGUCUUCGGUGAGAGACUCGCCCUAAGAGCACCUGCUCUUCUUGUCCAAGAAUUCUUCGAAGAAAACAGAGGCGACUGUAUUUGUUGGUGCUCGAAUCGCUGAGAGAUGCUGUCAGCGUGGACAUUUAGGAAGUCAAGGCUUUCUUAGAAAUGGGCAUUAUAUUUAGCCCAGGUGAAAAAUGUAUGAAACAAAUACGCCUUUGGGAAUCCACUUGGAAAUAGUCCACUUUAAAAGACCACUUGCAAGUGGUCCCACUUUCGGAACCACUCGCAUGCUGUUCCACUUUGGGACCCGUUUGCACGUUUAGUGUUCCUCACGACACACCACAAGUGGGCCCUAUCUUACUUACUCUGACUUUCAAAAGGGUUUGAGUUCAGUGCAUUAUGACUUCCAAGUGGUUCCAGUUUAGUCCACAGCGGCUCUGACCAAACCCACUCUGACAGCCAAGUGGACACAGUCUUGCAAGGUAAUGGUUCUAUUGCAAGCGACUUUUCUGACCACUUUGACCCACUUUGCUGUUCAAGUGGUUUCACUAUGUCCCACUUGGGAUUUCACUUGUUUUUUUUUUCACCUGGGAUGGUUCCUGGGGAAGUCAGAAAAGCAUAAAAAGAGUGCCUCUUA
This is a messenger RNA of Ornithodoros turicata, 4011 nucleotides long. Its product is annotated as gliomedin-like. Bases 61 to 2610 code for a protein of 849 amino acids. Lineage: Eukaryota; Metazoa; Arthropoda; Arachnida; Ixodida; Argasidae. Gene Ontology annotation, biological process: signal transduction. The transcript is spliced from 16 exons. The record is from RefSeq and is a predicted model, not a curated record.